GAGGCGGGGAAUCUUCCAUCGCCUCUUUCACACGAGAGAUGGAUUGAUCAAAUCCGAGUUGUACGUUAAAAAAUUCAAAAUUCACUCGUAGAUACAGAUCUAGAUCCACCCUCCCCUAGAAGAAACCCUGUUGAAGUUUGAAAGUUGCUUCACCGAAUCCCACUUCUCCUCAGGUUUUGUUGGGUUUAACGCUGUUACGUUACCAUGUCAAGGAGGGCGGUGAAUCCUGCUCGACGCUUUGCUGACAGUGGAAGCAUCCCUGGAGUGGGUUCAGGGCAUUCCAAACCACGCUCAUCACCAUGGCUGUCUGUUGGGCUUUUAAUUCUGGGUUCAGUUCUUCUGAUUGGCUAUUUGAAUAGAGCGUCAGGGGUCUUUACCAGGGAAAAAGAGGCUAUAAGUAAAGUUGAAGGUAAAGAAUUUGAAUAUCCAAUACAAUGGUCUAGUACAUUGUAAUUUGUGAGGUUGUUAUGAAAGACACAUCUUUAUUGGUUUAGUAAUAUCCACUGAAUAUUUGAACUUCAUAAUAUGCAUUUAAAUGCUUUUUUCAAAAUUUUGGAAGCUCAUUCUUUAACUCUUAAGCUCACAUGGAGGAUCAUUUGCUAUUGCUUACCUGUGUUUUUAGAUUAGCAUUUUAAAUAAUUUGGUGAAAUUUGUUUUGGGGUGACUCUUCAAAGCUAUAAUUGUCCUAAAGUUCCCAUGUCUGCAGUUAAGAGUUUGGCAGCACAUUGUUGGAGAUUCUGACAUUGUUUCUAGUUGGUAAAUUCAUUGUGACAAGGGAGAACUUGAGGUUGUUGAUAUUUCCAUGUAUCAUGUGUAUGUUAUAAGACUGGAGGUGGAGGAACUAGAAGCUCCAUAAUAAGAUAAGCUAAAGGCUACUGGUGAAGCAUGCAAAUUGUAAAUUCUA
Molecule: messenger RNA, 904 nt
Organism: Rubroshorea leprosula
Lineage: Eukaryota; Viridiplantae; Streptophyta; Magnoliopsida; Malvales; Dipterocarpaceae
Source: the annotation of a GenBank genome assembly